This is a messenger RNA of Lactuca virosa, 1503 nucleotides long. Lineage: Eukaryota; Viridiplantae; Streptophyta; Magnoliopsida; Asterales; Asteraceae. The record is from the annotation of a GenBank genome assembly.
AUGGUUCUUGCAACCAUACAUUCUUCGACGGUGCCCACAACCACCACGAACUAUAAUAAUUACAUCCAAGCAACCAACCAUCACCAUCGUCUCCUCCACUUACUAAACCAGUGCACCUCCAUGUCUCAGCUCAAGCAAAUCCACGCCCAGAUACUCAGAACCACCUCCACCACUAAUCCGCAUACGCUUUUCCUCCACAGUCGAAUUCUCCAUUUCUCAUCUCUCCACGACCUCCACUACGCGUCCUUGUUCUUCCAAACCCAUAUCCAAAACGCAAAUUCUUUCGCUUGGAACACCAUCAUUAGAGCUUGCUCUCGGAGCAACAACCGUAAGCAAGAAGCCAUUUUACUCUACCUCAAAAUGAUAUCAGAAGGAAAUGUUACACCCGAUAAGCACACAUUCCCGUUUGUACUCAAAGCUUGCGCUUAUCUCUUUGCUAUUUCCGAGGGCAAACAGUUACACGCCCAUAUCUUCAAACUUGGACUCGCGUCAGAUGUAUAUAUCAACAACAGUCUAAUCCAUUUUUACGGAUCAUGUGGAAGCUUGGAGGAUGCACGAGACGUGUUCGAUGAAAUGCCUGAAAGAACUGUGGUUUCCUGGAACGUCAUGAUUGACACCCUUGUACAAUUAAACGAGUUUGAUAAUGCAAUAACAUGUUUUCGUAACAUGCAAGAAUGUUUCAAACCAGAUAGUUUCACAAUCCAGAGCAUCUUACGUGCUUGUGCUGGAUUGGGAGCUUUAUCACUCGGACUCUGGGCCCAUACAUAUAUCUUAAAAAGAUGCAACAUUGAAGUAGCUAACGAUGUUUUAGUCAAUAAUUGUCUUCUAGAUAUGUAUUUCAAAUGUGGGUCAUUAGAAGAUGCUAAAACGGUGUUCAAAAAAAUGACAAAACAUGAUGUAACAUCAUGGAACACAAUGAUUCUCGGAUUCGCAAUGCACGGGGUAGUGAAAUCAGCUUUAGACUAUUUCAAACAAAUGGUUGAAGAAGAAAGAAUAAUCCCUAACUCCAUUACAUUUAGUGGGGUUUUAAGUGCUUGUAGACAUAGUGGAAUGGUCAACGAGGGUCAAACCUAUUUCACCAUUAUGACAACAAAGUAUGGGAUUGAGCCAGUUUUGGAGCAUUACGGGUGUUUGGUUGACCUUCUGGCUAGAUCCGGACUCAUUGCUGAGGCACUAGAUGUGGUUUCCAAAAUGGUAAUUAAACCCGAUGUGGUGAUUUGGAGGAGUAUUCUUGAUGCUUGUUCGAAGAAAAAUGUGGGAAUUGAAGUUAGUGAAGAAAUGGGAAGAAAGAUUAUGGAGUGUGAAGAAGGGGAGAAGUUUAGUGGUGUUUAUGUGCUUUUAUCAAGAGUUUAUGCAGUGGCUUGUAAGUGGGAUGAGGUUCAUUCGGUGUGGAAGAUGAUGGCUGAUAAGGGUGUAAUCAAGGAGCCUGGGUGUAGUACUAUUGAGAUAGAUGGUGUUAGUCAUGAGUUUUUUUCAGAUUUUGCCGUUCGUCGGAACUCGUAG